GAGUCACUGCUAUGACUCACACUGACAGCGUUCACGUUAGCUAGCGUUCAGAUGGAGCAGCUCUGGCGACAGAAGAAGCAGGUUAUAUUAUUGAUUACCUGCUGCAGCAGACAGUUGCGCCAAGAUAUUUUUUUACGAGCACAGACGAAACAGAGGAGGGUCUACUGAGCACCGCUAUUAUUAUUGUUGUUUUCUUAAGAAACUUCAAGAACAUGCUUAACAUCUAAACACCAAGAUGACAGUCCCUGACUCAACACAACCCUGAAGACAGCCUCUCCAUCCUACUUGUCCACAAACUCUUCGUGCAAAUGCUGACCACCAGAGAGAACUCGCUCUGAUUCAUCUUGUUUUCAAGCUGCCUGCUAUGUCCCUCUUUCUGCUGCUGAAAUGCCAGCUUUAUUAAAAAAGAACUGGAUGCACAUGCCGAAUUUCAUCAGUGAAAGAUGGAGUAAGAUGUGGACUUAACUGAUGUUACGAUAUGCAAAAUCCCUCCACACAUGAGGAAAAGAGCCCUCUCAUAGUAAUGUUAGAGGAAUAGCAAUUGGAGACAACCUGCUGCAUUCUGCUACUCUGCAAGACAAACAUCAGUAAAGCCAAGCAGCAAGAGAAGAAGGGCUCUUCAUGACAAAAUGACAGCAAGAGAACACAGUCCCCGCCAUGGUGCAAAAUCCCGCACUGUGCAACGGGCCUCCACCAUUGAUGUCACCUCUGAUAUGGUGGGCCUUUCUCUGGCAGGAAACAUUCAGGAUCCAGAUGAGCCUAUUUUAGAGUUCAGUUUAGCUUGCAGUGAGCUGCUAACUCCAUCGCUAGAUCGAAAACCAAAUAGUUUUGUAGCAGUGAGUGUAACUACACCUCCUCAGGCAUUCUGGACAAAGCAUGCACAGACAGAAAUUAUUGAGGGAACAAGUAAUCCUAUCUUUCUAAGCAGCAUUGCCUUUUUCCAAGACUCUCUUAUCAAUCAGAUGACACAAAUCAAACUCUCCGUGUAUGACGUCAAAGAUAGAUCUCAGGGAACAAUGUAUUUGUUGGGUUCUGGGAUGUUCACUGUAAAAGAACUUCUUCAGGAGAAGAAUCACAGGUUGCACUUAACACUAAGGUCCACCUCCAAAAAAAUCUCAACGCAGAGUAUUUGUUGCAGGUCGGCUGAAAGUGACCGUGUAGGUAACAUUACAGUUAUUGGAUGGCAAAUGGAGGAAAAAACUGACGAAAGACCUCCAGUGACAAGGUCACCUGAUACAAUUAAUGGAAGGACUGUGUUGCCAGUUGAUGAAAGUUUAACAGAAUCUUUAGGAAUCAGAUCUAAAUAUGCUUCAUUAAGGAAAGACGCACUACUGAAAUCUGUGUUUGGUGGCGCCAUUUGCCGAAUGUAUCGCUUCCCAACCACUGAUGGAAACCACUUGAGAAUCUUGGAGCAGAUGGCUGAGAGCAUCCUGUCGCUGCACAUCCCUAGGCAAUUUGUGAAGCUUCUUCUAGAAGAAGAUGCAGCAAGGGUUUGUGAACUAGAAGAGUUGGGAGAACUGUCUCCUUGUUGGGAAAGCCUUCGUCGUCAAAUAGUUACUCAGUACCAAACAAUUAUUUUAACUUAUCAGGAAAAUCUAACUGACCUGCACCAGUAUAAAGGUCCUUCAUUUAAAGCCAGUAGUUUGAAAGCUGAUAAAAAAUUGGAAUUUGUUCCUACGAAUUUACAUAUACAGAGAAUGAGGGUCCAGGAUGAUGGAGGAUCAGAUCAGAACUACGACAUAGUCACCAUAGGAGCACCAGCAGCUCAUUGUCAAGGCUUUAAAUCAGGUGGCUUGCGGAAAAAGCUGCAUAAAUUUGAAGAGGCAAAGAAACACAGUUAUGAGGAGUGUUGCACUUCAACAGGUUCCCAAUCCAUAAUAUACAUCCCACAGGACAUUGUUAGAGCAAAGGAAAUUAUUGCACAGAUCAACACUCUGAAAACGCAAGUGAGUUACUAUGCAGAAAGGCUCUCAAGAGCUGCCAAGGAUAGAUCAGCUAAUGGCCUUGAAAGAACACUUGCCAUUCUAGCAGACAAGACCCGGCAACUUGUCACAGUCUGUGACUGCAAGCUGUUGGCAAACUCAAUACAUGGACUUAAUGCUGCAAGGCCAGACUAUAUAGCUUCAAAAGCAUCUCCAACCUCUGGAGAAGGGGAGCAAGUGAUGCUAAGGAAUGAUCAAGAUACACUUGUGGCCAGAUGGACAGGAAGAAAUAGCCGAUCUUCUCUGCAGGUGGAUUGGCAUGAAGAGGAAUGGGAGAAAGUUUGGUUGAAUGUUGACAAAAGUCUGGAGUGUAUUAUCCAGAGAGUGGACAAACUUCUCCAGAAGGAGCGCUUGCAAAGUGACAGCUGUGAAGAUGUUUUCCAGUGCGACAUCAGCUGUACUAGUAAGAAAGGUAAUCGGGACACUCGUGCCUACUGGAUAAAUCCAGAAGAUUUAAAUGAGAACUCACCAUCCUCACCACCUUCAUCAUCCUCACCACCACCUUCAUCCACACCAUCCUGUGCAUGCCAUUCUCUCAGAAAGACAAAUUGCAGCCCCACUCCAGAAGAAUCCGGCCCAGGAGAAUGGAGCGAAGCUCUUUAUCCCUUGCUGACAACGCUCACAGACUGCGUAGCCAUGAUGAGUGACAAGGCAAAGAAAGCCAUGGUCUUUCUAUUAAUGCAGGACAGCGCCCCGACAAUAGGGCUCUGCCUGAGCCUUCAGUAUCGCAGGGAUGUUGUCUUCUGCCAAACUCUGACAGCUCUCAUUUGUGGCUUCAUUAUCAAGCUGAGGAACUGCCUGCAUGAUGAUGGAUUUCUAAGACAACUCUACACCAUUGGCUUGCUGGCACAGUUUGAGAGCCUGCUGAGCACUUAUGGUGAGGAGUUGGCAAUGCUGGAGGACAUGAGUUUGGGAAUCAUGGACUUGAGGAAUGUAACCUUUAAAGUAACUCAGGCCACAUCAAAUACAUCUACUGACAUGCUGCCAGUCAUCACUGGAAAUCGUGAUGGAUUUAAUGUGAGGAUCCCUUUGCCAAGCGCCUUGUUUGAUUUGUUGCCGCGAGAGAUUCAAAGUGGCAUGUUACUGAGGGUUCAGCCUGUUCUUUUCAAUGUGGGAAUCAAUGAGCAGCAAACCCUCGCAGAGAAGUUUGGAGACACUUCGCUACAAGAAGUAAUUAACAUGGAAAGCUUAGUGCGGUUGAAUUCGUAUUUUGAGCAGUUCAAAGAAGUUUUGCCUGAUGAUUGUCUACCUCGAUCUCGUAGUCAGACGUGCCUGCCUGAACUGUUAAGAUUUCUGGGACAAAAUGUACAUGCAAGGAAAAAUAAGAAUGUUGAUAUCCUUUGGCAAGCUGCUGAGAUAUGCCGCAGACUAAACGGUGUUCGAUUUACAAGCUGUAAAAGUGCCAAGGAUAGGACUGCCAUGUCGGUCACCCUAGAGCAGUGUUUGAUCCUACAGCACGAACAUGGAAUGGCUCCACAGGUCUUCACCCAGGCUCUGGAGUGUAUGAGGAGUGAGGGUUGUCGACGAGAAAAUACAAUGAAGAAUGUUGGAUGUCGCAAGUAUGCAUUUAAUUCCCUGCAACUGAAGGCUUUCCCAAAGUAUUACAGGCCUCCAGAAGGAACUUAUGGAAAAGUUGAAACAUAAGCAUACUAUGUCCUUUAAUUGCUGUUCCAUUCAAACAUGUGGAUACGCUCUAGAUUAAUACAUGAUUUUGUCAUCCAGAAGAGAUAAAUAACCUUUUUGUACAUUUCACUAGGUUAUACAGAGCAUGUUACUUACAGAAUUGGAAUCUAUAGUAACAAUUAUUCUGACACCUUAGCUUGAGAAUAGUGUGAUGACUCUGCCCGUUUAAAUAGCCUUCAGUGUAUGUAAGAUGAACAGAUAUUGUGCUACUUAAUAAUUACCUAUAUGCAAAUAGCUAGGUACCUCCUGGAUGGGCAAGGACUCUAGGAACGGCAUUCAGGCAGCUGUUUCACAUAACAUCUUUUUAUACUGAGUUGACUUGAGAUUGAGCUUUUCAUAAACUUUUUAAAACUGAGAGUAAAACUCAAAAGUUGUAAAUAAAAAAGGGAUUGGGUCCUAGACAGUCAAAUAACUGUAGAAUGCAUUGUCACAAUCAAGAAACAGAAAUUUAACUUUAAAAAAAAAAUCAGCACAAUAAAAGCCAGGAGUAUAAAUUGUUUUACUGUAUAUAGGAUGCCAUCUCCAUAUAUGAAAUUAACAAUGCAUAAAAGGCCAAGCAUAUGAGGUCUAGUUUCUAGUUCUGUCCAAAUAAAACAAAUUCCUGUCAUUUUUGGCAGGUAAGGACUUGGGCACACAUCUUAACUGUUUUUAAAAAGUGUUUCAGAAACAAAAUGAUGCUUAACCAUUAAUGCCAGCAAGAGCUCCCCGUGCCCUUCCCUACUAUACAACAAGUGCAACAAGCUCGUUGCUAAUGUUGCACGUGACAUGUUCAGUAUGUUCCAUGCUUUUGUAUAUUAUUUAACACAUUUUUGCCCAUGUUUUUUUAUAUUGCUUCUGGAUUGUAAGCAUUAGUAUCUUACGGGGUUACAUUUUUUUGAUUGGUGUUUGAUUUUUUUCCCCUAUAUCAAUUCUGUAUGUCAAUACAAAAAUGCUCAAAGUGCCCAAUGCAUCCCCGUUAUGGCAUAACCAAAAUUGGCUUCUGUUUACCUUUGCAUUUUACCUGGCCAGAUGUUCAGAAUCCUGGGGGGAACUACGACUGUUUUGAAGGAAUUUCUGAGGAAGGUAGGGAUGCCCCAUGUUGAUAGAAAGGAAUUGCUCAUGUGCUACUCAUGUAGAACUGCGCAUUCUAGCUUAUGACUAAGGUGAUCAGUUUGAUAGCAUUUGAUAAUAAAGAUUCAACAGAUCUCCUUGGAAAUAAUCUCCCAAAUAAUGCCUAUGAAGCUCAGAUACCUUUUUAAAAAGCAGCUAAACAUUAAUUUCCAAAUUUUAACAGGAUUAAGUCAUCUGUAGCUAGCUUUCUUCAGCACAAUGUGCCCUUUCCUUCUUGGUUUCCAGGGAUUUAAGUUUUAGGAUAGAAAAACCUGCCCAUUUAUUUUUGUGAGAGUAGCAACAGCCAGGUAAGUAUAUGGCUGUUUUCUGAUUUCUUUCUCCCUCUCACUGAUGUUUGUCUGUGCUGUCACUGCUCUAUCAAUCAGUCAUGUUCAUUCUGCUCCCAUGCAGGUUUGGGGGUUACAGGUCUAGCAGUUUUUGCAUUUUGCUUGUUGCAGUUUAACACCGAGCAGCAUGUCACAAAGCCAGGUCAGAGAGUUCUGCUGAACCAGGUUGUUACCAUUAUUUCAGUCUCUUUAGGAUAACAAAAUGCUGAAUUCUGUGCAAAAUCACUGUACCUAUCCCAGCUCUGAACAAAUCAUCUACAGUAGAACAGUCCCUUGGAAAUUUUACAAACCCUGUUCGACAAUUAAUAAACAAGUGUUGGUUUUAUUUUUUGCUAAUAUGUAAACAAAUACACGGUGAAAAACUUUUCAAUGGAAUUUUUCUUUAGACACUGUUACUCCAUUAGUUCUGCUCAACCUUCAGUCCCUGGCCCAUUGUUAAAUGCUACAUUUAUUUUUGUAUAAACUGUACUCUUUAUAUCCCUUAGUUUUUAUGAGUUGAUAAUUUUAUUUUGUAUAUUUCAAGCAUAGUUAAUUAUAUUUUAAGUCCUGUAUUGUUACUCUAAAAAUCUUCUGAUGUUCAGCUUCACAACAAAAUAACAAGAGGUCUACUGUAACAAUUAGCAGGGCCACUCUCUUAGACUGUGGCCAACAAUCAUUAGAUCUAUUCUAGAGCUUAGUGAUCUUUUAUUUAUUUUGUAUACCAAUGUAAUCAGAAAAAGUUGCUGAAUUUUGUAUAUGCAUGGUUUUUGCUCACCUUUUUAAAGUGGUGGAAUACCAGUCUCAAGUACUGCAUUAUUUUGUUUAAAAUAUUCUGAUUUCAGUAUGCUUUUGUGUAAAACAUUGUUGUCCAGCUAACAUUUAUAUACACGACAUUGUUGGUACAUGCACAUCAACAGGCUUGUUUAAAGGGCGUAAGGAACAGUAAGAUCUCGAGCAGUUCAUCAAAAAAGAAAAACUGUGAAACUUGAAAUCCACGUAGGACGCUUCACAAGGGUGAAGUAAGCUUUUCUGUUGCACAGGAGAGGAAAAAUUUAAGGAUUACUGUAAAAUGAAGUUCUGUCUAAUGUUCUUUUUUGAGUACAUUUUUUAAAUUAUAAAACAUACAAAGGUAAAAAAAGAAAACUGUUGCCAAGUAUGUUCUGUGUAUGUUCUGUGAAAGUACCUACAGCACAGUUGCCUUUUGUUUCAUUUAUACAUGUAAAAAUUAUUGUAUAAUACAACACUGUUUUGUCCCAACACGACUGUAUUUGCCAAGCUUUGUGCAUUGAAAUAUUUUUAUUUAUUUGUUUUUGAGCAGUAUUAAUAUAUCAUAAACAUAUGGCUACUGUUUUAUAUAUUCUAGUUCAUCCAAUCCAUGUAUGCUGUAAAUGUGCUAGUCUUUAGGAUGAAAACCAAUAAAGAACUGACAAGAGUAACAAA
This is a messenger RNA of Calidris pugnax (ruff), 6520 nucleotides long. It is a transcript of the gene INPP4A, whose product is annotated as inositol polyphosphate-4-phosphatase type I A. Gene Ontology annotation, molecular function: phosphatidylinositol-3,4-bisphosphate 4-phosphatase activity. Gene Ontology annotation, cellular component: cytoplasm. Bases 630 to 3626 code for a protein of 998 amino acids. The transcript is spliced from 28 exons. Lineage: Eukaryota; Metazoa; Chordata; Aves; Charadriiformes; Scolopacidae. The record is from RefSeq and is a predicted model, not a curated record.